Megachile rotundata (alfalfa leafcutting bee) is the source of this 1490-nucleotide messenger RNA. RefSeq names its product pseudouridine-5'-phosphatase. The record is from RefSeq and is a predicted model, not a curated record. NCBI's taxonomy places the organism in Eukaryota, Metazoa, Arthropoda, Insecta, Hymenoptera, Megachilidae. Gene Ontology annotation, molecular function: phosphatase activity.
UUAUAUAUAUAUAUUAUACAAAAUAUACAAGUAUGAUAUACAUAAUCGAUUCCGUAGAAGAGUGGAAUCGUUUUGUGCAGUUUAACCAAGUUCGACUGAGAUCACGUAGAUCACUCCAUUAUUUGUAUUGUUUUAUUACUCGUUUGAUUAGUCACAUGUAUGGUAAAUAAAAUAUAUAAAAUACAAGCUUGCAAGUUUCCAAAUUAGCAAAUUUUAUUAGUCUUGUCCCAAUUUCGAAAGUUCGAAAUUCUUCAGACUCCUAAAGUAGGAAUCGUAAGAAAUAAAAGUCCACUGGGUAUAUACGAACAGUGCCGAAAUUGUCGUAAGCGCGCAUGUGAAAUGCUGUUGGUUACAAAGCAUAUCAAAACCAAUCGGAACCAACGUGUGUAGAGUAAAUGAAAAUUAGUCGUUUAAGAAUUCUAUUCUUUCGUCGAAUUGACUAUAACUCUCUAGGCAAAUAAAAAAUAGAUAUAUAUAGGUGUGAAUCAAUCUAAUAUCUGGAUUUAUUAUAUAUAUAUGUUACAUAAUUGACCCUAUGAUUUAAUAUGAUGCGAGUAACCUUAAUAAUUAUCACGGAAAUAUAAGUUUCUAUUUGUAUAUUGGUUUGAUAAUAGUAUUGUUCGACAGUGUAAGAUUCUAAUUAUUGUACAAAUUUAUAUAAAUUAACUGAAAAAUGUCGCAGAAUCAAUAUAAAAAAGUUACACAUUGUAUUUUUGAUAUGGAUGGAUUAUUACUUGAUACAGAAACACUUUAUUCAAAAGCCUUUAAUCGUAUUGCAAACCGUUAUGGAAAAGAGUUUACAUGGGAACACAAAGUAAAAAUUAUGGGCUUUAAGACUAAAGCUAUUGCAAAAGUUACGAUUGAAAUGUUGGAUUUACCAAUGACAUCAGAAGAGUUUGAAAAUGAGAUAGUAGAAAUAUAUAAAGAAAUAUUUCCUUCUGCUAAUCUUAUGCCUGGUGCUGAACGAUUGUUAAGACAUUUAAAAGAACAUAAUGUUCCAUUUGCAUUAGCUACAAGUUCAAACAAAGAAAACUUUGCAUUGAAAACUCAAAGGUGGACACAUGUGUUUGAUUUAUUCAAUCAUAAAGUUCUUGGAGGUUCUGAUCCUGAUGUUGCUGAUGGUAAACCAGCACCUGACAUUUUUUUGGUUGCUGCCAAACGUUUUUCUGAUAAUCCUGAUCCUUCUAUGUGCCUUGUAUUUGAAGAUGCUCCAAAUGGUGUUAAAGCUGCGCUUAGUGCUGGAAUGCAGGUUGUCAUGGUUCCUGAUCCAAUGUUACCAAAAAAUUAUAUUGAAAAUCCAACAUUAGUAAUAAAUAGUCUUGAGGAAUUUCAACCUGAAGUGUUUGGCUUACCACCAUAUAGUACAUAACAAACUUAAAGUAUGUUCCUGUUUUAGUAUAUAGUUAGCAAAAUAUCUUAAUAUUAUAAGAAUAAAAUCAAUAUUAAAAUAUUGAUAUAUACGAGAAAAAAAUAAAAUAAUACAUAACUAU